UGCGCUGCUCCGAGCUGGUUCCCGACGCUGCGGCGGCUGCUGCUCCACGCGUAGCCCCGCACCUGCUGCCCUUGCCCGGCCCGGAGCUCCGCGGCCAUGCGGCUGGCGCUGCUCUGGGCCCUGGGACUCCUGGGCGCGGGCAGCCCCCGGCCCUCUCCGCCGCUCCCAAAUAUAGGAGGAGGCACUGAGGAGGAGCAGCAAGCCAGGCCAGAGAGGACCCUGAGUGGCCAGAUAUUUCAGGACAGCCCCCCAGUUAGCCUAGCAGAAGUGCUUCAGAGCGGUCUACCUGAGACCCUGAGGAUCCAAUUGGAGCUGGAUGGCCAGAGUCAUAUCCUGGAGCUCCUACAGAACAGAGAUCUAGUCCCUGGCAACCCAACUCUGGUGUGGUACCAGCCUGAUGGCACUCGGGUGGUCAGUGAAGGACACAGUCUGGAAGACUGCUGCUACCGAGGAGGCGUGCAGGGUCGCCCAAGCUCUCUGGUCUCCCUCUGCGCCUGCUCUGGGAUCAGGGGGCUGGUGGUUCUGUCCCCAGAGAGAAGCUACACACUGGAGCUGGGACCUGGAGGCCUUCAGGGUCCUGUCACUGUUUCUCGUAUCCAAGACCUCCUCUUGCCAGGCCACACCUGUGCCCCAAGUUGGCAUGCACUCGUGCCCACUCAGGCUGGACCAGACCUCCUCCUGGGACGGCAACACAUUCACAGGCUUAAGCGGGAUGUGGUAACAGAGACCAAAAUUGUUGAGCUGGUGAUUGUGGCUGACAAUUCAGAGGUCAGGAAGUACCCUGACUUCCAACAGCUGCUGAACCGAACACUAGAAGUGGCCUUCCUGCUAGACACGUUCUUCCAGCCCUUGAAUGUCCGGGUAGUGCUUGUGGGCCUAGAGGCAUGGACCCAGGGCGACCUGAUAGAGAUAAGUUCCAACCCAGCAGUCCUGCUGGACAACUUCCUCCACUGGCGCCGGACAGACCUGCUGCCUCGACUGCCCCAUGACAGUGCCCAGCUGGUGACUGUUACAUCCUUCUCUGGGCCCAUGGUGGGCAUGGCCAUUCAGAAUUCCAUCUGCUCCCCUGACUUCUCGGGAGGUGUGAAUAUGGACCACUCUACAAGUAUCUUGGGAGUUGCCUCCUCCAUUGCCCAUGAGUUGGGCCACAGCCUGGGUCUGGACCAUGAUUCACCCGGGAGCAAUUGCCCCUGCCCAGGUCCAGCUCCAGCCAAGAGCUGCAUCAUGGAGGCCUCCACAGAUUUCCUAUCGGGUUUAAACUUCAGCAACUGCAGCCGGCAGGCCCUGGAAAAAGCCCUUCUGGAUGGGCUGGGCAGUUGCCUCUUCGAACGGCUGCCCGGCCUGACCCCUAUGUCCUCUCUGUGUGGGAAUAUGUUUGUGGACCCCGGCGAGCAGUGUGACUGCGGCUUCCCAGACGAAUGCACUGAUCCUUGCUGUGACUACUCCACUUGCCAGCUGAGGCCAGGGGCACAAUGUGCAUCUGAUGGGCCCUGCUGUCAAAACUGCAAGUUGCACCCAGCCGGUUGGCAGUGCCGCUCUCCCAGAGACGACUGUGAUUUGGCCGAGUUCUGCCCAGGAGAUAGCUCCCAGUGCCCCCCCGACAUCAGGCUGGGGGACGGCGAGCCUUGUGCUAGCGGACAAGCUGUGUGUGUGCACGGGCGCUGUGCCUCCUAUGCCCGGCAGUGCCAGUCACUUUGGGGACCCGGGGCCCAGCCUGCUGUCCCACUUUGCCUCCAGACAGCCAACACUAGGGGUAAUGCCUUUGGGAGCUGUGGGCGCAGCCCCAAUGGCAGCUACGUGCCUUGCACCCCUAGAGAUGCCAUGUGUGGGCAGCUGCAGUGCCAGUGGGGUCAGAGCCAGCCUCUGCUGGGCUCAGUGCAAGAUGUGCUCUCAGAGGUUCUGGAAGCCAACGGGACGCAGCUGAACUGCAGCUGGGUACACCUGGACCUGGGCAAUGAUGUGGCUCAGCCUCUCCUGGCACUACCUGGCACUGCCUGUGGCGCUGGCCUGGUGUGCAUCGACCAUCGAUGCCAGCCCGUGGAUCUCCUGGGAGCACAGGAGUGUCGAAGCAAAUGCCAUGGCCAUGGGGUCUGUGACAGCAGCAGGCACUGCCAUUGUGAGGAGGGCUGGGCACCUCCUGACUGCAUGACCCAGCUUAGAGCAACCAGCUCCCUGACCACAGGCCUGCUCCUCAGCCUCCUGUUGCUAUUGGUCCUAGUACUACUUGGUGCCAGCUAUUGGCACCGUGCCCGCCUGCAUCAGCGGCUCUGCCAGCUCAAGGGAUCCAGCUGCCAAUAUAGGGCAGCCCAAUCCAAUCCUCCUGACCGGCCAGGACCUCCACAGAGGGUACAGCAGAUGCCAGGCGCUAAGCAAGCUAGUGCGGUCCGCUUUCCGGUGCCCCCCUCCAGGCCGCUGCCACCUAACCCCGUGCCCAAGAAACUCCAGGCUGAGCUGGCUGACCGAUCCAAUCCCCCCACUCGCCCUCUGCCCGCCGACCCUGUGGUGAGGCGCCCAAAGUCUCAGAGGCCUACCAAACCCCCACCCCCAAGAAAGCCACUGCCUGCCAACCCACAGGGCCGGCACCUACCAGGUGACCUGCCUGGCCCAGGAGACGGAAGCUCAAGGCUGGUGGUACCAUCCAGGCCAGCUCCACCACCCCCAGCAGCGUCCUCGCUCUACCUCUGACCUCUCUUGAGAUUUGGCUGCCUCCCGCCCCAGAUUUAGGACUUAAAGACAUGGAAUCUCUGCCCAGAAUCUCCCCGAAAAUGACCAGAGAAGCUAGAGGCUGGACCAUGCAGUGUCCAGCCCUAAGGAACCACCACCCACUGUCAGGCGCUGUUAAGCAAUACCUGGAGACCCACCGAAAUAGCUGCAGUUGGGUGUUGAGGAGGGGCUGGGGCUGCAGUGGGGAGCAAAGAGACGUGAUCACCCGACCAUCUCUGUCAUAAUUAAAAAAAAAAAAAAGUGAGAUCUUGGAAUGUGUCUGCUCCUGGAAGCU
Molecule: messenger RNA, 2998 nt
Organism: Acomys russatus (golden spiny mouse)
Lineage: Eukaryota; Metazoa; Chordata; Mammalia; Rodentia; Muridae
Gene: Adam15
Product: ADAM metallopeptidase domain 15
Exons: 23
Coding region: 97-2685 (862 amino acids)
Biological process (GO): innate immune response; integrin-mediated signaling pathway; proteolysis
Molecular function (GO): integrin binding; metalloendopeptidase activity
Source: RefSeq, a predicted model, not a curated record